AUGUCUUGUUUUCGCCGUUCUAACGCUCGCUUACGCAUCCUAGUUCCCAAAGAUUUCGAUAUCAACUCCAUCCAAAAAUGUCCAAUUGACUCUUGCUGCAAUUUCAUUCCUUUGGACGACGAUGCCCUGAAAGAAGAACCAGAUUUACCAUUCGUGGUCCUUCAACAAGAGUACUUCAUUGCGCACCUAACUGGACGUCAAUUCAAAUGUGAUUACAAUUGUCGAAAUAUCGUUCUGUCCAAGUUAUACGGGUAUCGAACGGCUUUUCUGCCUUACCGGGCCGAAUCUGCCGCAAAAAUGAUCGACAAUAACUUUGGGCUUGAAAUUAUUCACGAUACACUUCAUAACAACGAAAUACCUCGUUUGAUAUUUGCCCAGGAGGGGUUGCAGUUCUCAAAUGUAGUUGAAAAUGGCACCAACUGUAUAAUGGAAAACUACACCAGUUUAGAUCUACAAAACCUUGCUGAAAUCACCAAAUCCAAACAUUGCAAUCACGACUUCUUUAUAGUAUAUCUUGGACCGUCAAAUGAUUCCAAACAUCCAAAUAUGUGUGCGAGCCAUCAAUAUAUGUGCUGCAGUACGAAGACACUGGAAACGUAUGAAUACAGAACUGCAAUACAGUCUCGUGUUGAAAAAAUGCUGUACGAGGAUGUCGAAGCUUGUAUUAAGAAAUGGAAAGCGGAAGAUCAGGCUCUAGAGUUGAAAAAACCAGCGAAAAGAACUCCCAACUUUCGUUUAGUAGACAUCCAAGGAAAUCCGGUAGAGGAAGAUACUGAUUACUUACUUCAAAUGUACGAUCAGCCUGAAGAUGUUAUCAAAGACGGGGACUAUGGAUCAAUAUUCUAUGCCACGUAUCGCCUCAACCGAUCAGAAAAGAUAGUUGUUCGCUUUUGCAUCAUUGAUGGAAUUCACUACCUCACUUACAAUGGCAAGUUUUUACAAGCGGAUGAUACCAACGGAGAUGAAAUCGGAUACACGGAGGAAGAGGAAGUACCUGAAAAAAACUACAGGUUGGAAUUCCAUGUCACUGAAAACAACACCUUCAAGACCGCUAAAUGGGAUAAGAACAUAUGGCUCAGAUUCGAAAAGAGAACUCUCAAUCACAGCUAUUUGAACUUCAGUGAGAUCGAAGAGGUUAUGAGAUGGGGUAAACCUCUGGAAUUAAUGUUGAAAAGAGUAUGAGCACUUUUAUUUAAUUUGUACUGUUUCUAUCUAAUUCUGAAGAUAUAUCU
This is a messenger RNA of Umbelopsis ramanniana AG, 1232 nucleotides long. RefSeq lists its product as uncharacterized. The transcript has a single exon. The record is from RefSeq and is a predicted model, not a curated record. NCBI's taxonomy places the organism in Eukaryota, Fungi, Mucoromycota, Umbelopsidomycetes, Umbelopsidales, Umbelopsidaceae. Bases 1 to 1182 code for a protein of 393 amino acids.